Cladocopium goreaui is the source of this 1314-nucleotide messenger RNA. The record is from the annotation of a GenBank genome assembly. Lineage: Eukaryota; Dinophyceae; Suessiales; Symbiodiniaceae.
AUGCUUUGUGCCGGCAAAAACGCCAGCGCCUGGGCGGAAGUUGUUCUUUUUGAGAGCCACAAGGCCGAGCACCAGAAGCAGCUGGCUGCAGGCAGGGCAGGUCAUAACGUGACUGGACCCAUCAAGCUGCGAAAAAGGGGUCAUGCGCAGCGGCACCGCGGCGUCCCGCGGAGGGCCUUUGAUGGCGUGGCCGAGUUUCUACCUUUGCUGGUAGCCGUCACUCCGGCCUUAGUAUAUCAACUCGCAGGAGAAGCAAAGGAUCCAGGUGUUCCACGGAGGAAAGACGUGAAGCCCUGGAGCGAAGUGAUGGAACUCUUGACCUCCGAUGUUCUCACCAGGAUCCGCAAGCCCUUGGUGUUCCUGAAUCUGAUCUCUGCGGCGGUCUUCGCCUUCAAUUUCUACAUUUUACCUCCAGGACGGGGCAACUUCGUGUUUCCUGUGGAGGGAUUCGUGGCCUUGACAUUUUGCGUGGGAGUGCUGCUUGCGCAGCGUCUCAAAACGGCCAACCAGCGAUUUCUCCGUGGAAAGAAAGCCUGGAGCGAGAUAGUGAACGUGACCAGGAACCUGAACCGUCAAGCGCAUCUCUGGGCUGAUCGUGAGAGCUUUCUGGUCUUCUCUCGUUGGCUUCCGGCGUUCCCCGCUGCGCUGCUGUGGGAUCUGCGCAAGCUGCCCGAGGAGGAGCUGCCAACGGUGCUGAAGGAUUCGCAGGGAGCUGGCGAUCAGGCCACCUUGGGUCUGACUCAAUUGGAAAUGGAUCAGGUGCUGACCCGCCCUGCCGGCUCCACAGCUGCGCUGUAUGUCUUGCAGAAGCUGCAUGUCGUAGCUUCUAAGCUCCAAUUGGCUGAACCUCAAAGCUCGGUACUGCAGCAAGCCUUGUCCAAAUUGUCAGAAGCCGUUGAGGCAUGCCAGAAGGAGAAACACCAGGCCUUACCGCAGAUCUACCACUACUCCGCGGGAUUCGUUUUCCUGUGGCUGGCGUUGCUUCCCUUCAUUUUGCCAACUCAACUGCAGGUGGGCGUAGUGCUUGCGCAGCAAGUGCUGGCCUUUGGCUUGUUGGGAAUUGAAGAUGUGACCAUUCAAUUGGAGGAGCCCUUUGCGGUACUCCCCAUGGAGGGGCCCUGCACCUCUCUCGCCAGCGAGUCUCAGGCCCUGCGAAGCAACUGGAGGAGGAUGCGGAAGGGCCUGGAACGUCCCAAAGCCAAGGAGCCGCCACAGAAAUACUCCUUGGGGUUUCCCCGAAAAGACCGGGUCUUUCCCUGCUAUCCAGAUGAGAGGGAAGCGGGCAAGGACGACGAGGUGAUCCUGCUGAAAUGA